UUCCAUUUUGCUUAAUCAAAUUUUUUUAAUGAACAGGUAAAAGAAGAGACAGAUCGAGGUCACCAAUGAAUAUGUCAGUAGAUAGUGUUGGGCGCAGAAGGGAAAGUAAAAGUAACAAAGAUAACUCUAAAGGUGGGGACAUGCCUGUUAUGAAUAAUAUGAACCCAAUGAUGAUGGGCAGCAUGUAUCAACAAGGAAAUAUGAUGAUGGGUGGCAUGUAUCCAAACAUGAUGAUGCCAGGUGGGAUGAUGGCAGGUGGCAUGAUGCCAACUACAGGAAUGGAAAUUAUGCCAUCUACAGGCAUGGACAUGAUACCGCAACAGUCCAUGGAUAUGUCUGCUAUAGGUGCAGCGCCCAUGCCACCUUUGCCUCCAUCAGGUGGGACCCCAAUGGACAUGAACAUGAUGGGAGGCAUGAUGAUGGACCCAUCUUUGAUGGGCAUGUACCCCAAUAUGGGUACUAUGGGAGGAGAAAUGCCAAUUGAAAAGAAAGAGAUAGAGCUAAAACAUUGCAAACUGAUACCACCUGCCCCGGGAACCCCUAAUCCUCCUCGCAGAGAACGCCCCCCUGGCUGCCGCACCAUAUUCAUUGGAGGACUCCCAGACAAAAUAAGAGAGAGCAUAGUUCGAGAGGUGUUUGAAAAUUACGGAAGAAUUCAAACGCUACGACUGUCAAAAAAGAAUUUCUGCCAUAUAAGGUUUGAUAGAGAAUCAUGUGUUGAUGCUGCUAUGCUCAUAUCUGGCUAUCGUCUUAAACUUAUAAAUAAGGAUAAAGAUAAAAAUGAUGAGGAAGAAGAGGAGGAUAAUCACGCCAACAGCGGAUGGCUGCAUGUAGAUUAUGCAUUGAGCCGAGAUGACCAAAACGAGUAUGAAAGACGUCAAAGACAAAUGCAACGUGUGCAAGAGCAGCAAAUGCAACAGUUGACCGCACAGCAAGAAAUGGCUAGCAAAUAUAGCGCGCCAUCAUCAUCAUCUUAUAACCGACGAGCCCGAGAUGACUCCCCUGCCAGGAUUACACCAUUCUCCAAUCUUGCUAUCACCCAAAUUGCUGAGAAAAUAAAAAAUGAGGAGCAGUUUUCUAACACUUUACCAACAUUAGUGGCGUGGUUAGAAAGAGGAGAGUGUUCAAAGAAGAAUUCAAAUCAAUUUUAUUCCAUGAUACAAGCGACCAACUCGCACAUUCGUAGACUGUUUAACGAAAAAAUGCAAGCUGAAGAAGAGUUGCAAGACACCAAAGAAAGAGUUAAAAAUCACAUUGAGAAUGUGAUUAACCAGCUCGAACAGGUGGCGAAGGUAUUCACGGCCGCGACUCACCAGCGCGUUUGGGAUCAUUUCACCAAACCGCAGCGAAAGAACAUCGAGACAUGGCAGAAAAUGACUCAGGAAUUCAAUGCAUUGAAAGAGGAAUUCAAUGAGAAGUUCAUUGGCUCUGACGACAAUGAUGGUUUCAACAAUGGUGCAUACAAUAAUAUGAACCAAGGAUAUGGGAAUUCCAUGGGGAACUCUGGUGGGAUGGAUGAUGACACACAGAAUUUGAAGCGUGAGAACGACAGUCUACGUUUCCAACUGGAAGCAUACAAAAACGAAGUGGAUGUUAUCAAAGCAGAUGCUCAAAAGGAGAUGGAAAAAUUCAAAGCACAAUUCAUUGCUCGCCAAGCUUUGAACAGUCAUUUUGAGAAAAAUCCGCCACUGCCGCAACCUAUCGUGAAGCCUCCGCCGCCGCCGCCGCUGCCGGACGAUUUGGACGCCAAAGUACACUUGAAGGAGUCCGUGGAAGCUGGUUGUGGGGAAGCUAAAUUGAUCGGAGUGAUGUCUGCGUUCCUUCAGGUGCACCCGCACGGCGCGAGCCUCGACUACGUGGUCUCGUACGUGCGCGCGCUGUUCCCGCACGUGACGCAGGCCACGGUCCACCACGUGCUGCAGAAGCACGCCGACGUGUUCCAGUGCGCCACGCAGGGCGUCGGCGCCAACAUCGAGAAGCGGUGGCUAUUCAACGCCUUCGCCAGGGAUGACGUUAAGCCGCUUAUUGAUGGAUAAGUAAUGUUAA
Cydia amplana is the source of this 2046-nucleotide messenger RNA. RefSeq names its product ecto-NOX disulfide-thiol exchanger 2-like. Gene Ontology annotation, biological process: ultradian rhythm. The record is from RefSeq and is a predicted model, not a curated record. Gene Ontology annotation, molecular function: oxidoreductase activity; RNA binding. Bases 66 to 2036 code for a protein of 656 amino acids. NCBI's taxonomy places the organism in Eukaryota, Metazoa, Arthropoda, Insecta, Lepidoptera, Tortricidae. Gene Ontology annotation, cellular component: external side of plasma membrane; plasma membrane. The transcript is spliced from 9 exons.